Molecule: messenger RNA, 2460 nt
Organism: Paramecium sonneborni
Lineage: Eukaryota; Ciliophora; Oligohymenophorea; Peniculida; Parameciidae
Source: the annotation of a GenBank genome assembly
UAUCAUUUAUUUUUAGCAAUGUCAAUGUAGGAAGUGUAACAAUCCCAUUUAUUGGGAAACUAUUUAAACUCUUAGUCCUCUGUACUAGUUUUCCUCGGCGUAAACCAUGCCUAAAUAGAAGAAGUAUAAGAACUAGUUGGUUUUAUAUAUAAACUUUCAUUCAAGUAUAUUCGUCAUAUAAAUAUUUUAGGGACACGAAUAAAAAAAUCGUUCUGUAUGCUAAAUCAACCAUCUAAACAGCAACAGUAAAUAAUAAGUUAAUAUAAUUUAGGGACAUCAACUAGAAAAGGAUUAUAUGAUAGCCUAAAAGUUGUCAGCUAUAAAUUUUCCAGUCACAAAAACUUUAUUUUACUGUGCUGAUCUCUCUAUACUUGGAGUUCCCUUUUAUGCCACUGAGUAUCUAGAGGGAAGACUCUUUUUAGAUCCAAAAUUAAUUGGAAUGUCAAAAGAGGAAAAAAGCAUGAUUUAUUAGGAAGUGGCUAAAACAUUAGCUCAUUUACAUUCUAUAAGUUUGAACUAUUUAGGACUUGGAAAGUUGGAAUCACAAACAAGUCAUUAUUAAAUUGUAAAUAAGAAAUUGUACAAUACCUAUAAAUUAAAUGAAACAAAAAUUUCUACUAACAUCGAAGAUUUAUUGUAUUGGUUACCAUUAAAUUAACCAGAGAAAUGUGAUUUAGAUAAUCUAUGUUUAAUUCAUGGAGAUUUUUCAUUAUCUAAAGUUUUAUUUCAUCCAACAGAACCAAGAAUAUUAGCAAUAUUAGAUUGGCAGACAGCCUAAUUAGGAAAUGCAUUUACUGAUUUAGCUAAUUUAGUUGCUCCAUUUUAUAUACCAUAUUCAAAUGGAAGACAUAUAAUCGAUGGAUGGUAAGGAGUAGAAAUGUUGGUUGGUGCUCCAAAAUUAGAAGAAGUUAUUACUUCAUAUUUUAGUGCUAGAUCAACUUAAACAAUCCCAGAUAUUAGAUAUCAAAUAACAAUGGCAAUACUUAAAAAGUCUAUUGAUCAAUAAAUAUUAUUUAAAUAAACAAAGGAAACUAAAUAUUUAGAAAAUUCUGAAUUUUUAUCGAAAGCUGGAUAUCAAAUAGUGUUAAAUUUAACAGAAGGAGAUCCAUUUGGUAUUAAAAUGAGGGCAACUAGUGAUAGUUCAUUAUGGUCAAAUUGGCCAGUAAGUGAAAGAUGCAAAAGUUAUUAUUAUAGAAUAAAGGAUUUCUUGAAGGAUGAACUGUUUCCAGUUGAAAAGUUGAUCUUAGAUAAAUCAAGAUAAGUACCAACUUCAGAUUUAAAUAAAGGUGUUCCAGAAGUUGAAGCUUUAUAAAGGAAAGCUAAAUCUUUAGGGUUAUGGAAUUUAUUUAUUUCUGAUCCAAUGUAUGGGAAAGGUUUAACAAACUUAGAAUAUGUUUUUAUAUCAGAAGUAAUGGGUUUAAGUUAUUUGGCACACGAAAUAUUUAAUUGUUUUGCUCCAGACACAGGCAAUAUAAAACUUUUAAUUGGUUAUGGAACACCAUAUCAAAAAGAGAAAUAUUUAAAACCAUUAAUUGAAGGAGAAUGUAAGUCAUUUUUUGCAAUGUCAGAAAAGAAUGUAUCUUCAUCAGAUCCAAAUAAUUUCUAAUUUACCAUAACUCCAACAGAAGGUGGCUAUAUAAUUAAUGGUGGUAAAUGGUUUGUUUCAAGUGCUCCAGAUGAAAGGGCAAAGUUUGGAAUAGUGAUGGGAAAAUCUUCUUAGGAUAUGUCUAAUCCAAUGGAAUCAUAAUCAAUGAUUAUAGUGGAUAUGCCUAACCCAAAUAUUAAGAUAUUAAGAUAACUUGCAGUUUUCAGUUAUUAUGAUCUUCCACACAGUUAUGCUGAAGUAGAAUUUAAUAAUGUUUUUAUACCAAAAGAGAACUUGUUAGGAUAAUUUGGUGGAGCAUUUAAAAUGGCUCAGGGUAGAUUAUUAGGGGGAAGAUUACAUCAUUGUGUUAGAUAGGUAGGAUUGUCAAGAAGAGGUUUAGAUUUGAUGAUGAGUAGAGCAGAAUAAAGAGUUAUGUUCAAGUAGAAACUGAAAGAUAAUGCAGCAUUUUAAGAGAGAUUAGGAGAGUUAGAAAUUACUCUCUCAAACUGUAGAUUAUUAUGUCUUAAUGCUGGUUUGUUAUUGGAUUCAGCAGGAUCCAAACACUUGCAUACAUUUAUGGCAGUCAGUUAAUGUAAAGCUUACGUCCCAAAAGCAUGUUAAAAGAUGAUUGAUUCAUGCAUCUAAGCAUUUGGUGCUGAGGGAGUUACUGAAGAUUAACCUUUGGCUAUUUCUUUCCGAAUAGCAAGAGCAAUUAGAUUAAUGGAUGGACCUUGUGAACUUCAUCUAAGAUAAAUUGCCAGAUUUGCAUAUGGUAAUCACCUAUUCAAUGAUCUGAAUAAUGCUCAAGGAUAUGGAUUAGCUAAGUUAUGAAAUUUCAGUAUGUAACAAAUAUAAAUUAAAUAACAAUUUAAAUA